Bombus pyrosoma is the source of this 3569-nucleotide messenger RNA. Its product is annotated as zinc finger protein 62-like. Gene Ontology annotation, molecular function: chromatin insulator sequence binding. The transcript is spliced from 2 exons. The coding region runs from base 1126 to 2424 and encodes 432 amino acids. The record is from RefSeq and is a predicted model, not a curated record. Gene Ontology annotation, biological process: regulation of transcription by RNA polymerase II. Gene Ontology annotation, cellular component: chromosome. Lineage: Eukaryota; Metazoa; Arthropoda; Insecta; Hymenoptera; Apidae.
ACCAGAUGAGCGACUCGCAUUAUGAAAAUAUCGAUGGGAGCACCGAGCAGAGAACGCUUGGUACUGCAGCGCGCGUGGCCUGACGGAGAUUUUUUUGAAAACAGGCGUGGCAGUCAACGUGUUAUUCAAAAAUUGAUCGGUUUGAUCGAACACUUUUGUCCCCCAAUUAGUUCAUACAGCGGAAAUUCUACUGUAUUUCAACAGCAGUACAUGUUACUUUUUAUAAAAGUAUGAAAAUAAAUUAAAUUUAUUUUAAAUGCGAGGCAAACCAGUGGACCGUAUAGAGUCGAAGAACAAUGUCAAAAGUUAAGCUAUUACGCGUAUACGAUAGCCUAUCGCCUAUGUUAUUUUGACAAUUUGCUAGCGUUAUUAUGACACGCUAUGGAGAUUUAAAAUUUCCAGAAAGAGAAUCUCUAUGAAAUCAACUGUUUUUGUAUGCAGCGCAUACAAUUCAUCUUCUCUUGCGUUUGUAGUACGCACUGCGUUGCAUCCUCAUUUUUGAAAGUUAUAUGUUUGGAAUAUUGGAAUUAUUUCCACUCUUAUUUAACAUAUCGAGACAUUUAAAAACGCAUUUCCAAACGAUUGUUUAAAUUUUUGUUUAAAUUCUAAUCAUCCGCUUUAAAUUAUUUGUAAAAAAAUACUAUUUUAUAUUAAAAUUGUUAUUAGGCAAUUUCGUUCAUUUGUAACACUCCGAAUAUAUAUAUAUAUAUAUAUAUAUUCCGGUAUAUAUAUAUAUAUAUACACCUUGCAUAUCUAUAAAAUACAUCAUACUGCAAGAUAUUUUCUUUUAUAUAUAUAUAAUAUAUCCGACAUUGAAUCGAGUCUGUCAUAGUGUUAUAUUCAACAAUGAUAUUCAUUAAUCUUCAUUACAGUUCCAUUACAGCGAAAUGUUUAUUAACCGACCAAUGAAGUUCUUCUAUUUUCGCUUGACUAAUUUCCUAUAAUUACGAUAAUUACACAGCAAUUGGGCAAUUUGUCUGCAAUUGUAAGUCUGGCAUGUUUCUUCUUCCUUCAUCUGUGAGAACUUUAUUUUAGAUUCAUGUGGACAAGUAUAAUUUCCAGUUAUUUAACCACAAUGACAAAAAUUCUCACAUAUUCUCAUGUGUUGAAGUUUCGCUUGUAAUAAUGAUUCUGAAUGGGGAUGGACGUUUUAUAUACGGCAAGGAAUCGAUUCCGAUGCAAGCGUGGCAAGUAGUUGACGUUGAGGGUUGCCUGUACUAUGCCUUCCUUCCAGCAAAUCCAUCAAAACUCUCAGAAUGUGAAAAAACAGUCGCAAGACCGACAGACGAUACCUUAAAGAACAAUGAUGACGCGGAAGAAAUUUUUAUGAUUCCAGCUGAUGACGAGGCAAGCGAUAAUCUAUCCCCUAUUAAAAUAAAAAAGGAAGAUAUGGAUGAUGUUUCAUCGACGAACGAAGAUCACUAUGACGACACCAAUGUUUAUGCUUGCGAAGAGUGUAACAUCUGUUUUCCGGUGAUGCAGAUGCUAAAACGACACAGAAACGCUGUUCACGAACAAGCCCAGCGCUACAAGUGCAAAGUCUGUUUCAAAAUAUGUCGCAGUCUGGUCGCCUUCAAGAUGCAUGUCGCCUUAGAGCACAAAACUGAGGAGGAAGAAGCGAAGGAUGUCGAAAGUCUGACGUAUGCCUGCAACUUCUGCAACUACGAAAGCACAAACAAAUCUACUCUUCAUUCUCACAUUAGUAGAAAACACUCGGCCAAACGUAUAGGUAGAAGACGAAAUAGCUAUAGGUACUCCACAGAACCUGAAGAGUACUCUUGCGACGUAUGCGAAUUUAAAUGCCAGAAUAGACGUAGAUUAAAGGAGCAUUUAGAACGUAAGCACGCGUCAGAAUAUAAAUACGAUUGCGAAUAUUGUGGAAAAAAGUUCAAGGUCAAAGGUGACAUGAGGUUACACGUGCGUUUUAAACACAAAGAAGGACCCAUAGUUUGCGACGUGUGUGGGAAAACGUGCUCGAAUAGUAAUUCUCUAUAUGUGCACCAGAAGUGGGCACAUUUCAAACCAAAGUAUGAGUGUGAAAUUUGCAAAAGACGUAUGGUCACUCAGGAGAAUCUCGAUCAACACAUUUUGCUGCAACAUGAGAGACGGGAGAGUUUCGUGUGUGAAGAAUGUGGAAAAUCGUUCACAGAGAAUCAUCGAUUAAAACAACACAUGAUGACGCAUACUGGGGACAGACCUUACGAUUGCCACGUAUGUGGUAAAGCUUUUGCGCGUCGUACAGCUUACAGGCAACACUUGCUUAUUCAUACGGGCAAACGACCAUAUAUCUGUGAUAUUUGCGGUAAAACGUUCACGCAGAAGCCUGGCCUGAUUUGUCACCGAAAAUCACAUCCUGGAGUGCAUCCUCCAUUACCAGUGGUGCAUAUAGAACAUAUCCUUAGCGACUUUAUGAAGAAAGAAUGAUUUUAUCGUGAGAAUAGACGCUGUAUCGUGUACAUUUAAUGAUGAACUGAUAUUAUAGAACAUGGAAGUUGAUUUUCUUAAUACAGCUAUUUUUAAAUUCACUACAUACUUCAUAUUUCUUUGGAAUAAUCUAAUUCGUUUCUCGUUCAAAGUCUAACAUUGCUCUCAGUGACUGAGUAAUUUCUAAAGCUACAAUUUGUAUUUCCAUGAAUUGCAGAUAUCAAGCUCCCUUACUUAAUGGUUUACCAAUUAAUAAUAUUAGUGAGUGAUUUAUGAUUUCUAAUUUCAACUUCGUGUUAGAGUUUUUCCCAUUUUCCUAAUAUUCCUAACAUUCAAAUCCGAUUGAAAUGGAAACUCGGAAUUCAAUUGAAAUGGAGAUCAGAUUGAGGCAUUAAAAAUUCGACGGUUGUGGCAGAGUCAAGUGGACUGGAGAAAUGACUUUCUUGCAGAAGGAUGUGAAGCAGUAUGAAUACCUGUUGUCAGAAAUAAACUUUCCUUAUGAUCAUCCUUCUGGAAGAAUGAUAUACAUAUCUGGAUUAAAAAAAAGAUUCUCGUGUUCAUCACACUAGAAAAUUUUAUAUUAGUUAAUUUAAUUAAGCUCAAUUUGUUGAAUGAAUUGUAAAAUUAGUAUAAAACGAAAAUCGAUCUUCCUCAAUUCGUUAUUAACACGCUGUGUCAUUAAUUGUAUUACAUUUUUAUUAAUCGAGAUGGAAAAUUACGAAGGGGAAAUCUUAAAUUCUUAAUAUCCGGUUAAUUUUUCACUUAAUUUCACGUAACCUCAAUUAUCUAAUUUUUAUGAUUAUGAUGUUAUUAUAUUCCGAACGUGAACGUCGAUGUUUGUAUUUUAAUAUUUUCAAACAUUUAUUUUCCCAUGCUUUCGUUCAUUUUCGUGUACAUACUCCAUCCGUAAAAAAAAUGUAUAAUUUUGUACGAUUCGUUUCUAUCAGAUUAUGUGAGUAUCGUAGAAACGCAUCAUUUGGAGAAAUAAAUAGGAAGAUCCAUUGUGAAAUAUACUGUAUACAAGAUGAGAUAAGAAUUUAUCUUAAGCACAAUCUCGUGAAAGAUAUAUAUUUUUCUUGACUAUCCAAAAUUCUCCAUAAUUGUUUAUUAUUACCUAAAAUAAAAUGACAUAAUUUGCAAUGCGA